AUGCCUAUCACCUCGGAACCUCAUGGCUCUCUCUUUGGCCAUCUCUUCGGCACUGUGUGGACCGCCAUCAGUACCUUUUGCGGCACAACCUGGUUUCUGACUUCGUCAUUGUCCGGCGCACUCUUUAAAGUCAUGCUUCCAGCUAUGAUUGCCGCUGUUAUCGUCUUCGGUGCGAUUCUCGCCGUCAUCUUGGCUGUGGAACAUAUCGUGAAUUGGAUGGGAUGGACUCGGCUGAAGUCCGGGGAUGAGAAGAAGACAGAGACAAGUUCAUCAGAAGCCGCGGGUGGUGGACCGGACGGAGUACUGGUCGAUGUUUUGAAUGACAAGCGACGAGUUGAGAUUGAAAUCGAGUUGCUGGAAGAGCUGCUGCGUGCUAAGCGGGAGAGCUUGAAGAAACUUGAAUAA
Messenger RNA from Penicillium brasilianum, 405 nucleotides. The record is from the annotation of a GenBank genome assembly. NCBI's taxonomy places the organism in Eukaryota, Fungi, Ascomycota, Eurotiomycetes, Eurotiales, Aspergillaceae.